This is a messenger RNA of Aegilops tauschii subsp. strangulata, 1150 nucleotides long. RefSeq lists its product as uncharacterized. NCBI's taxonomy places the organism in Eukaryota, Viridiplantae, Streptophyta, Magnoliopsida, Poales, Poaceae. Gene Ontology annotation, biological process: regulation of DNA-templated transcription. Gene Ontology annotation, molecular function: DNA-binding transcription factor activity; sequence-specific DNA binding. The record is from RefSeq and is a predicted model, not a curated record.
AGGGAGGGAGGACAAGAUUAUCUUUGCAUCUCUCCCUCGCCGGUCUCAGUUUAUGAGGGGAGGGGGAGUUUUAUAAUCCAUGCGCUGCAUCAGGGACUCAAUUAUAGAGGUCUUGACGUUAAGCUAAAAGGGGCGCCCUGAUCUAGUACGCUUCUGAUUAAGGCUAGCUCCUCAUACCUUUCUUUUCCUUUCUUCUUCCUCCUCCUCCUUCGUCUUCCUCUCCUCUCCUCUGCGCUUCCUUUCUUGCUCUGGGACUGGGCAACAAUGUCUCCCGUGCCGAGCCCAAAUCAAUCACACCUUCUAGGCCAUGGAUCAAGGAAAGAGAAGCGCAUGAGGAAGGUGGAUACCUUUGCGCCGCACAACGACGGCCACCAAUGGAGGAAGUACGGCGAGAAGAAGAUCAACAACUGCAACUUUCCCAGGUACUACUACAGAUGCACCUACAAAGACAACAUGAACUGCCCGGCCACCAAACAGAUUCAGCAGAAGGAUCACAGCGACCCCCCAUUGUACCAAGUCACAUACUACAACGAGCAUUCAUGCAACAGCGCCUUCCUUGCCCUCACCCCCACAGAGUUCCAGCUGCAGACCGCAUCUGGAAAGGCAGUCUCCAUCUGCUUUGAUUCAUCCGGGGCUCAGGAGCCCGGAGCCAAUGCCAGCUCGCCAUCUUCGAGUGCGGCGCCACGCGGCACGCCUUCAGAGUGCAAGAACAAGCCCCUUGCGCUGCGUUCAGAGGCGCUUUCUUCCUGGGCCCCCGGCGUUGUGGAGCAAAAGACGGCCUGUGCUGAUCUCCAGUCCUGCAGCACCGAGUGCCAAGAUGCAUACAUUUCAGAAGACAUAGAUGCAGGGAGAUUCGGUUCUAUCAGAUUCUUCCAUUUUUUGUAAAUGGAUCAGUGGAAGACAAUUGAUCUUACCUCAAAGAACUAAUAUGAUACACAUGUUUUUUCCCAUCUACACGCAUGCUAGAGCACCAGAUACUUGCAUGUGAGAUGUGGCCAAGAUUUUCUUAGUUCAAUUGAAAUGAAAUACCACUGCUAAUUCAGAAGGCAGAGUUCAUUUCUGCAAACUCUCAUGUUAUUUCUGUUGAGACGCUGCAGCAUCUUGUACCUUCAAAAGCAAUGAAUACAUUCCUUACCCUAUUAUUAUGCUA